Molecule: messenger RNA, 2603 nt
Organism: Coniophora puteana RWD-64-598 SS2
Lineage: Eukaryota; Fungi; Basidiomycota; Agaricomycetes; Boletales; Coniophoraceae
Exons: 5
Coding region: 246-2603 (785 amino acids)
Source: RefSeq, a predicted model, not a curated record
CAAAGAUAAAAGUUGAAACGUUGAAGAUAGGGACAUUGGUGGAGCGAGCACCAGCCAAGUGAAUGCAGGCGCGGUCUGAGCUCUAAGUCUAAGUUCAGACCGAGCAUUCGUCCUGGUUUUUAUGCUGGCAAGAGACAGGGCACAACCUUAGCUUGAACCACCAUCAUCUCUCCACCCUUACUUGUUUUCCUCGUCUCACAAUCAUCCCGCCACCUUCCGCCCCCCUCACCUCGUCGCAAAUCAUCAUGAGCUUCACCACGUUUUUCGAGGACAUCUUCGGCAGUGUCCUCGUCGAAGAUGAGUUCGUCGAGCAAAGCAAACGAUGCCCCAAGGAUUGUGAGCAUUGCUCGCAUACGAUCCUCAUGCAGGAACUGGAGAUUCUGGCGCUCCACACUCAGGCUUCCCAGUCCAAGAUAGCUGAGGAAAGGGACGCGCUGCUCGUGCGUGUCGCCGAGCUCGAGGCGAUCGUGGAGAAGAGCGAGCAGGAGCAAGUCCAGGUCCAGGUCCAGUGUACCCAGAGUACGUACUUCGGCAGUCAACUCGAGACUAUUAUCGAGGAGACCUCCGCCGAGCUCGAGGCGGAUGCAGAAGGCAACAUCACCGUUCUAGCAUUGCAGACGUGCAACCUGCGAGAACUGGAGCUGGUGCCCAAUGCUCCUCCGAGCGACGUCUCGGUCACCUCGGACGAAGAUACCUCUGGCGUCAUGGCCGACCUUUCGUCCCUCCAUCCGUACUCUGAACCCUUCACCCUCGACGGCGCCGAGGCGGCGGCCCUUUUCGCAUCCUUUGCCAACUACGACCCCGUUCUCGCUCAUGAGCCGUCGAUCCGCCCGCCACCGAACGGAACUACGGUUGCGAUCGGCAGCCCGCCGAUGAAGUCGGUCGACUUUUGGAACGAACGCGUUUCCGAAGAAAGGCACGAAUUCGCGGAUACGGUGCUGCAAAAGGUAUGGAAGAAGCCGCUGGAGCCGCAGUCACACGAUUUCUCCUUGGAACGCGGGAGGAAGGUGAUGGUCUUCGACGAGAGUGCACCUGAGAACGCGCAGGCGGGCAAGGGCAAGAGCAGGGGUGGAGAUGCGGGCGCGCACGCGUACGAGGUGAUGGCAGUUCCAGGACGUCCGCAUACAAUACAUGGGGAUUGGGAUGCGCCUGAUUUCAGCUCGGACGAGGAUGAUCACGGGCGCUUUGAUGACGCCUUCGUGUGGAUGCAACCCGUUGACGAGGCGGCGAUAGGACCACUCGGGCCAUCUACCCUGGCGAACAUUCUGCAGGGAAAUGCGGCCCGCCGUGUGGUCGCUACGAGGGAAGAAGAGCCGGCGAGGAUGAGUCUCCCGUCGACGCCGUUGAACGUGGUGGCUCAGGCGAGCACUAGUCGGGGUCAACGACGGGACGCAGACGUGGGAUCCGCGAUAAACCCAAAGACUCCAGCCCGCCAGCCACUUGGCGAACCAAAGACCCCAGCACGGCAACGAGUCCGCGAGCGCGAUGAUGCUCAGCCGUUUUCCCCACUGGCGCGUCUUCCUCAAGAGCCCGGAGCAUUCGUACCGAGUCCGGAGCCCCUCGAUAUGUUCGAGUCAGUCAUCCAGAUCGGACACAGAGAGUGGAAGAACGACCAUCUGGAGCCUACUGUCGAGUUCCUGAUUAGCAACUCGGAAGCUGCGACGUCCACCCCUCGUGAAACACUCGGAGGCGCCGCACUCCCUACACCUUUUAACUUGGAAGGAGUUCACGAUAUGGGUAUACCAGGCCUGACCUUCAAUAAUGAGGCCGACCUUCAAGAUGUAUCGGAUGGUUCGUCGCCCGCUACCUUGGCAGAGGUCUCUGGCGACGCUGCUUUUGAAUCUUUCAUCUCAAACGGCACUCAGGAUAUGGACAUGGCGUCUAUCGUACACGAAAACCUCGCUGAUGGUGACGCGUUCGUGAUCCAGAGCGAAGAAGUAAACGAGUGCUCAAACGAGGGGUUUUCGGACGACUCGUUCCACUCCACUUUGGAAUCGCUCUCACAUAUGUCGUUUAACUCCUACAAGAACGAAAGCUUGGAUGCUUCCGCCGACUCGGACGACGAUGAAGGCUCAGACGCCUCGUUCGACUCGAACAGAGAUGAAUGGUCGGAUGAUUCGUUCUCCUCCUCGUCUGGGGAUGAGCGCUACGACUCCUUCGACUCAGCCAGAGACGAAGGGGUUUCGGUAUACCACUCCUUCACUCUAGACUCUCCCGACUUUUCCAAUAUCAACUCCAUCGAUGACCCGCUCGCAGCGCCGCUCGAUCCCCGUGACCUCGAGCUCGAGCUCAAUCUCUCACCCUCUCCUCCUCCCGCUCCCUUUCCCUCGUCUUCUUCCGACGAAGGACAGGCACGAUCGCUUAACACCGUCGAUUGGCUCAUCGCCUCGCUCAGAACGUUCACACCAGCAGAGCUCGCGAGCUUCUCGCAGCGUAUCGUCCAGCCUCCGCGCCCGUGGUGGCCGCAUUACGACCUGAUCAUCGGGUACCAGGGGAUGAGUCCGGAAGAGUUCGGGGAGGUUGCGCAAAGGUUGUUGACAGAGCCGCAGGUGUCAGAGAAGCCCAUGACGACUAUUAGAUUUUAUGCUCCAGCGCAGAUCUAG